This is a messenger RNA of Pygocentrus nattereri (red-bellied piranha), 5605 nucleotides long. RefSeq names its product HPS3 biogenesis of lysosomal organelles complex 2 subunit 1 (gene hps3). Gene Ontology annotation, cellular component: cytoplasm. Bases 307 to 3429 code for a protein of 1040 amino acids. The record is from RefSeq and is a predicted model, not a curated record. NCBI's taxonomy places the organism in Eukaryota, Metazoa, Chordata, Actinopteri, Characiformes, Serrasalmidae. Gene Ontology annotation, biological process: organelle organization. The transcript is spliced from 18 exons.
GCGUUUUACAGGAAGUAUGUGCGGGGAGAAUUUAUGUAUUUUCAGAACCUGACGCCGUUCUUCUUAGUUUGUUAUGUCGUUUUUGUGUCGUUUAUUCACAAAUGAGAUUAGCUGGAAUCGGAACUCAGGCUAUAACGCUAAUGAUUUUUGCCUGAUCAUCACAAGACGGUGAAGCAUGUGAUGUGGAUCGAGCUUUGGGGACCUCUGUUCGAAGCAUCUAUGGUUAAAGUGGACUUUUGAGAAAACGCCCUCGCCCGGGAGACACUUCAGUCUGCUGAAAGUGUAGCCUUAGUCCAUGUUGCAGAAAUGGUUCAUGUGUACAACUGUCACCCCUUCGCCUCUCAGCAUAUUGUUCCGACCGAACAAGAGCCUGGCUUGGUGUGUUGUGGUGGCGGUGCCCUUUUCGUGGUGUCUGCAGGAGGAUGCAAGAUCGAGGCAUAUCAGAUGCAAGAAGACCAGUGCCCUCUUAUUUGCCGCUUUUCUACCAUGGGCACAGUCCUUAGCAUCCAGCACAGUCAAACUGGGGACUACCUAGUCACUAUUGAGGAGAAAAACAAUGCCACUUACCUCAGGGCCUACACCAACUGGCGCUACCAGGCUGCUGAGAAGACCCGCGUUGGGGUGCGUCUGCUCGGCCACUUUCUGCGAGGUUCCUCCUUUCGUGGGGCUCCUAAGGAGCAGAUGGAGAUCAUAGAGAUUCCAUUGUUCGAGCCCCCACUAUGCAUGGCCUGCUGUGCUCAGACAGGCGACCUGCUGGUGGGCUGUGCCAAAAGCCUGGUUGUGUUCAGCCUGAAAAGGCAGGCCUUGAACGAGCAGCUGGCUGUGCUUGAUUUUGAAAGGGUCCUCAUCCUCCACAUCCCUGGAUGGAGCCCAUCACAGGUGGCUUUCUGUGCAGGAUAUGUGGCCUUGCAGAUGGAGCUGGAGGUACUGGUAUUGAAGCUGCAGCAGUUGGAGAAGAGAUACCUGUGCCCAGGAGACCAUGCACUACUGCCUGUUGAUAUCAUGGCUGCAUCAGGCCUUGUUGAAGAUGAUGUGAAAAAAGAGCCACUAAGUCCCCAUGAGCCAGAUGACUUCUUUGUGUUCCCAAAGCAUUUGGAGUUGCUGGGGGACGAUGCAAAAGACUGCGGAAUCUCUGUGUCUUUAGAGUGGACAGGGAUGGAGACAGAGGCAAAGAAUAACAUGGGAAUUACCUAUGUGUUAUACAGGAGAUUUGCUCCCGAUUUCUUUCAGGGCUGCAGUGUGGAGGAGACAUGCUUACACUCCCUGCAGCUCCACCCCAUGUACACGGGUAAUCAGGAUGGAACUAGUGACACGAAAGAGCCUUCCUGUAUAUUCUGUUUCUUUUCUCUGCCCAAUGCUGGCUAUAUGUACAGUCUAAAGAGCACAGUAGAGCUCAUCUCCAGCUACCAGUACCCAGAGAAGACCCAUCAUGCUGUGCUCUGUGACCAGUUUCUAUAUGCCCUCACCAGGAAUGCUCUGCAGUGCUUCUCUGUGAGGUGCAGUGCUGUGGCAGCUCGAGCAGAGGAUCCCUACAUUGAUACCACCAUGAAGGCAUGUCCUCCCUUCACCAUGGAAGUGUGUGGUCUACGUAUACAGCUUUUUAUUGGCCUGAAAUCUCUGUGCCGUGAUGGCAACCACAUUGUCUUGCUCACAGCUGCUGAUGUGGAGAGCAAAGAGGAGACAGAGCGGACAGCCCGAAGAACUAUCGAAUCAAAAGAGCACAAAGCACUGACAGGGAUUUUCCUAGCGGUAGGUAUAGAGCCAUCCACCAGCCCAGCUCUGGAGAGCUUCCUGUCCAGGUCAUUCCUAUCCAGGAAGACUUCUGUCUCAUCAAAGCCUAAAGAACCAAAUGAAAGUGGCCAUGGCUGGAACCUGUAUGUGAUCAACACUGUAUCCACACUACAGCUGUACAGAGAGAUGGUGGAGUACAGUAAGCGGUAUGGACAGACCAGCCCACUGUCUCACAAUUGCUUGCACCUGCUGAGUGAGGCUCACCUGCUCCUCAGAGCUGCUCUGCUGGGCCAGGAGACUUCAGACAAAGUUCAGCUCCAGGAAGCGUUCAAGGAGAGCUGUGCCCACCUAGGAGACUGCUUCAGCAGGCUGGAUAAGCGAGACUGUCAUUUGGCACUCCCCUACUACAAGAUGUCUGGCCUGUCUGUGACUGAGGUGAUCCAGAGGAAUGUGGCUAUGUGCAGCAGCACUGUGUCUGACUAUGGCAGUGGUUUCCUCUUCUUCCUCAAGCAUUCUCUCUAUGAGGAGACCAUGGAAGAGCUCAGUGAAGAGACGGCUAACACAGUGCUGGAUAUCUUCAGUAAGGCAGAGCCUGGUCAGCUGCCCCAUGUGGUGAGUAGCUUGUUCAUGAUGAAGGCCAACCCUGGUUGUGUGCUGGCUCACCUGGAGCAGCUGGAGGCCUCUGGAGGCCCGUCCGUCACGCUGACUCUGUGCAAGGCUGCCCACGCCCUCCGCUUAGGUGAUCUGCAGCUCUACCAACAGCAGAUGGACCGCCAUGCUGAGAUGUUGCAAGUGUAUGGCUUCAUUGACGAGCCAAAGCUGCUUCUGCAUGGCAGAGGGAAGGCAGUGGUACCCACUCAGCUGGCACAGCACCUGCAUGACACCCAAGAUGGCCUGCUUGUGGCUGCAGUAGUAGCACUACAUGAGAAUAGCAAGGUCAAGCUGGAAGAAGCCGACCUCUUCUUCCAGGAGUUAUGUAAAGAUAGUGUGGAGACUCAGAGCAGUCCUCAGCUGCUUGUGGAUUUCUGGGAGGCUUUACUGGUAGCCUCAUCUCAGGAAGCAAUCAUCCAUGAGCUCCUUUUCCGUCUCACGUCCGUCUAUAUUGACCGCAUCACACGCAGGGACUGCUCUGGCAUUAAAGCUCUCAAAACUGCAGAGGACCUGAUUAACUCCUGCUCUCACUAUGGACUGCUCUUUCCAUGGGUGAGCAUCCUGACUCCUACUCACUUCAACAUCAUCCACGAUCACCAGGAGGACCUGCAGAAACUCCAGUCUCUACUGUGCGGCCCCACUCUGGAUGUGUCCUCCAUUCUGCCUCUGCUGGAGCAGCUGCCAGACACAGAUAAUGCUGGCCUGAGCGUGCAUGUGCUUUGUGCGACCAAGCUGGGCCAGCAUGAGAGCUCCAUUGAGUGGCUGCUGGACCGCUGUCCACAAGCCAUCAUUCCCUACGCCAAUCAUGAGCUGCAAAAUGACAAAUUGGCACUGUGGUGGCAAAAACUGUUUCCUGAGCUUUGUGAAAGGACACGAGUUUCAUCAGGAGAGAACAGUAUUUUGCUUGCAGCUCUGAGAGAGACUCUUGUGGUGGUGGCAAUGGAACUGAACCCGCUGGAGUUUUUGGACUUGCUGCCUAACGAUGGGACUGCACACUUCUUUCUGCCUCAUCUUCUGGAAUGCAGCCAGAAAAAUCUUCUUACUUGAGCUGCCAACAUUGUGUGUGUGUGUGUGUGUGUGUGUGUGUGUGUGUGUGUGUGUGUGUGUGUGUGUGUGUGUGUCUGUGUGUGUCUGUGUGUGGGGGUGUGUGUAUAGAUAAUAUAUAUACUGCUAGACAAUUAGUAAGCAAAAAUAAUGUACCAAAAAAUAUAGCACCAAAACACUAAAGGGUUUAAUUAAUAAUGUUGAGGAGAUGUUGAGGUUUCAAAUAAUAAAGGAUUUAGUGACUGAACUAGACAUGAUAAGUAAUGUGCUGUUACAUGGCACUCUAAAGACUCCAGAGUGGCGCAGCUCGCUAGAAAACUCACAGGUCCGGGAAUUGAAACCCAAAGCCCUCUGUGGCUGGGAGAGAAUUCAGCUGACCCAGCUGACCUUUGGGUGGAAAGAUGACUUGCUUAACAUCUCUUGUCCAUCUGCAGUGGUGCUGGCCAAUAUGUUCGGUGACAUACAAAACUGGGCAGUCAGCACACACAAGUAUGUGCAACUUUGCCCUGUGAUGAGCAGCAGUUUUUAAAAGAUGCAUGGCUUGGGUGCAGAGGAAACAUCUACUUGCCUCCCUUUGUUUAGUAUCAUACAACAGAAGAACUACAGACAGUGGGGGUGAUUGUGAGUAAUAUUAGGGAGGACAUUUGGGAAAAAAUAGAGCCAAAAAAGAAAAACAUAACCGGAUGUUUCCAUGUAGAUAUGUUUUAGUCUGAUGUGGUUUGCUGAGCAUCAGCGGUUCUGAGUCACUGCUUGUUUUUGAGUUUUACCUGCCUUGACACACCACAUUUGUCCAAUUACUUGAAUUGUUCUGGUGUUUCAGAAAGUUUACAUAAUGGAGACUUUCCCCUGUGUUUUGUUUGCUUAUUGGGCAAUAGGUAAAAGUGACAGAGUGACAUUUUGUAGACUGCCCAAUAUAUUCUUCUGAUAGUAUGCUGGACCAAAGCAUCAUGCACUGUAUGUCCAAAAAUAUCCAGAUGCCUCUUCUAAUUAGUGAAAUUGCCUACUUCAGGACGUGCUGUUUGAUACAGGUGUUCAACUGCACUUACAGCUUAUAUAAUCUCCACGAUAAAGCAUUGCAAUCGAAUUGGGCUGUGGAGCAGCUGUACUUGAACCUAAGGUCACCACGCACAAUGGCAAGCAUCAGCUAGAAGGGUAUAAGUCUCCCCAGAUAUGGCCUAUGGAACAGGAACUAUGUUGUCUGGAGUGAUGGAGUGGCUUUGGAAUAAAUUUGUGAUCCAGAACUAAUCAUCCAACAUCAGUACCUGACCUCACUAAUCCUCUUGUGGAUGAAUGCAAUCCAGUCCUCACAGCAAUAAUAAAUCAUUAUUAAUACACUUGAUGUCAGAAGAAGAGUUGGAUGAACAGGGCUCUACAAACUUUUGGACAUACAUCAUGUGAUGUGUGACACAUGCCUUUCUAUGUUAUACUACUGUAUGCUAGUUCUAGUCAUCUCAUAAUACGUGAAUGUGAAAGAAAGCAGUUUGCACUAAUACCACUUAUCUGUUCAUCAUCUCUCAUGUACUGAUAUUUUAAAUGCUUUCCAGUAAAUUUAGCCAUGUUUGGCAUGUUUUCUUCUUCUUUCUUUACAGUUUUGUCAUGUUUUUAUUUAUUAGCCUGUAUAAAGCAGCCCUUGUGUUCAACGUUUCUGAAUUGUAACUUCUAAGUCAGAAAUUUAGUUCUAGCAUUGUCAGCCCUGACGCUGUCAGUUUGCCUGCCUUGGACUCGAAUUCCCAGCAUGCUCUGCCUAUGGACUACAGUGACUCUGCUGAGCACGUGACGCUCCGGCGCUCCGGCUCGCCUUGCUUCUAAUCAAUGAGAUUUUCAACACCUGUGAACCCGUGUAUAUAAGCCCUGUUGUUUCCUGUGUUUAGUGUUGAGUAUUAUCUAGCUUCUAGCUCUCUUACGACGCGUUUUUCCUUGCUCUUAUUCUUUGUUUAUUCCGACCUUUGCCUGUACUUCGUUUUCUCCUUUUUGCCUUGCCCAUUGAUUGCCUUACCGUUGCCGUUUUGUUUGUAUUUUCUCUACCCUUUAGCCUAGCUCCUUUACCUUGUUUUUGCUCUCCUGUGUACCGACCACCCUCUGGUAUGUCUAUGUUGCUGCUGUUAUUGUUGUUUCUGACCCUGCCUGUCCCUUACUAUUCUCUUGUAUUGCCCUAUUAUAUUAAAACUUGUAAGAUCCA